UGUUGCGCAGUUGCAUGCGUGCGAAUCAAUCAGGAGUGUUGUUUGUGCUCCGCAUCGGGAUGUUAAUUACUUCCCAGUGAAGUAAUAAAGUGUUUCCCAAGUAAUCGAAUAAAGUGACAGAUUAGCGAAACAUGAAUACGGAAGAAAUUAAGCGAAGCUUCGGUUUCGGCUGCCGUGAAUCGCCGGACAUUUACAACAAAUUCCUAGAAGAGUUAGGAUACUAUCGUAAGCAUGCCGCUACCGAUUCUACCUCAUUGUUUCGUGUUAUAUCAGAGUUGCAAUACGACAUACAGCUCUAUCACCAGAAGGUUCGCCUGGAGUGUGUGAAAUUUAUGCGCAGAAAUCGGGGAAUAUUCGUGAAGGACAUUAAGUACGCUUACGAAUCGUACGUGAACAACCUAUUGCGUCCGCGGACGUAUGGCGGUAUGGUGGAAUUGAAAGCGCUGGCAUUACGGUACAGGGCAAACAUAUUUCUAUUCGAACCCCUGACAGAAGGCAAGUGGUUUGUGUACAAUCCGAAAUAUAAAGUAACCUGGCGGCUUUUCGUCGGUCGUGAUAAUCAUUUCGAUGCGGUGUACCCAUUAGAAACGAUUAAAGUAGCCGCUGAAUGUCAGGCGAUAGUUUAUCAGUUGCUGUACACAAAAGUACUAGGUUUGCCAGACGUCGAGUAUUCCGUCGAACGUAUGUUGCACGAUCCAGAGGAUAAGUUCUUUAGAUACGCAACGCAAACCGAUGGUACAACUACCGCCAUUACACCGGAUGGAUUGCAUAUGCAACUAUCCAAACCGGAAGAUACGAAUUGCGUGCUGAUGUAUCCGCAUCUGUGCCAUUUUCACAAUGAGCAUUACUUUUUCAUCAUAAGGGAUUAUUUCGAACAGUACGGAUUAGAAGAAGGAUGCCGUGCUUACAUUGGCGACUACCUUCAGGACAGACGAAAUAAACCCAAUCCGCUACUUACGGAUUCGAAAAGUUCCUGUGUGCGACAACUUCUCGCCCUCGGCAUCACUCCAUUCCCUUACAAGGUGGCGAAAGCGCUUGAUCCUUGUAUCUAUCGGAAUGUGGAGUACGAUGUGUGGCAAGAAAUGCGGACGGAAAGGAAUAACGCAAUACUGGAGAAUGAGAAAAGAAUCCAAAAUGAAAUGAAUGGCGAAAAAUCCGUUUAUUCGCGUGCAUUGUUGCCAGCAGAGUCUUACAAACAAAAAAGUCCGCAAUUAAAUGCUAAUUAUGUUGCGCAUCAGAACACUGAUGGCUGCACUGCGCUGGAACCUGUCCAGCAUUUGGAUAUUUGCGGAAGAAUCAAUUCUCCAUACGAGCAUUUUGCGCCUUAUCAGAAUCUCUAUAUACCACCACCUUCCGAACCAUAUGCUGUUAACACAACACUGAUGAACACUGAGAACACGGAUGGAGCAGUGGCUGCGCUACAACCUGUCCAGCAUUUGGACUAUUUCGGUAGAAUCGAUACUCCAUUCGAAUACUUUACACCUUAUCAGAGCUUCUAUAUGCCACCACCUUCCGAACACUAUGCUGCUAGUAAUGUCGGCAUGUUAACAUCGGAUCUGCAUAAUUUGACAUUGUCCGAUAAUGGGGCGCAUCCGAUUGGUGUGCAUGGCUGCGUUUAUGCUCCUUACAGUCCCACCACGCCGCCGCUGCAAUUAAUUCACGCGACUACGCAGUCACCACUGAAACAUUUUCCACAGACACCAACCCUAACAACCAAUGAACCAUUGGCUAUAACGGAUCGCAUUACACUAAUACCAAACCAACUGAGCCCAUCUAUAUCGAAUACUCGUGUGAUGGUGGUCGAUUCACCACUGCAAGCACAACAACAGCCGACGUACCAUCAUCAAGUACCGCAACAAACCCAUUAUAAUCAACAACCACAACAUUCCUAUCAGCACCAGCGACAGCGGCAACGACAACGCCAUCGCAAUCGCCAUCGAGAGGAUCGGCAACAGCACCAACAGCAGCAGCAGGAACCACGAAAGAUACAUGUAGCUAUACCCUAUAAUUCGGGGUGCUACGUGCAGUAUUUUCCCAUUGCAGGAGAUACAAAUAAUAUAUCAGCAUUGUCAUCGGGGCACGAUAGUAAUUCAUAAACCUUCCGCGCACCAAUCACUGGACACCUCACCGAGUGCGCUCCUCCUUCUCCAUUUUGGCACCAUUAAUGAUUAAUUUUGAUUGAUAGAAUAUUUCAAUUGUUAUUCGAUUGUUUGUUUUAUCUAUCAAUUGUUAUUAAUUUUAUUUGAUUUACUACAAUUUGUUAUUUGAUUUGCUAAGAGUAUGUUGGCGGGCAUUGAACUUAAUAUCACUUUUUUAUUGCUGACAUGUACAACUAUAUGUGCAUGAACGGAUGCGUUAUCAAGGAUACCUUAAAUGAUCCCUGUUAGCGUCAAACGUUUCAUCACUUUUCCAAAUUAUGUUAUCAUUAUUUUUAUUAUACUUUUAUUCUGCUACAUACUUUCGCAAACGAUUCCUUUAUUUCUUAUACAAGUUGCACCAAGUAAUGCAAUAA
Messenger RNA from Anopheles moucheti, 2512 nucleotides. RefSeq lists its product as uncharacterized. Bases 132 to 2096 code for a protein of 654 amino acids. The record is from RefSeq and is a predicted model, not a curated record. NCBI's taxonomy places the organism in Eukaryota, Metazoa, Arthropoda, Insecta, Diptera, Culicidae. Gene Ontology annotation, biological process: protein deubiquitination. The transcript is spliced from 9 exons. Gene Ontology annotation, molecular function: cysteine-type deubiquitinase activity.